Messenger RNA from Asparagus officinalis (garden asparagus), 2612 nucleotides. Its product is annotated as DEAD-box ATP-dependent RNA helicase 36. Bases 1 to 2118 code for a protein of 705 amino acids. The transcript has 7 exons. The record is from RefSeq and is a predicted model, not a curated record. Gene Ontology annotation, molecular function: RNA helicase activity; nucleic acid binding; ATP binding. Lineage: Eukaryota; Viridiplantae; Streptophyta; Magnoliopsida; Asparagales; Asparagaceae.
AUGGCGAAUGGAAUUCCGAUUAUUUGCUUAUUCAAUGGGAAAUUGAGUGUUGGAAUGAAUAAUUUGCCUAUAUAUGAUGGAGGCUCUAGGAAAAUGUUCAUGUUGUCUAGAAAUUGCAAUUUCGAUGGAAUGAUGGAGCAAAUAUACAGAGUUACCAGAAUUAAUCAUGCCGAAAAUGCCAUUAAGAUCUUUUGUAAUUGUCCAAUAAAUGAAAAAAGAACAAUUGCGGUAGAGAUCACCACUGAUGAAGAAUUGAAUGAUAUGAUACAACUUGCGGAUAAACAAAUCGCAAUUGAGUUGUUCAUUGAAAAUAUUCCAAAGUCUAGGGUUGUCGAAGUUUUGUAUGCUCACGGAGAGUUCUCUCGCAUGCUUGAAAGUCAAAUCUCGUUAUCUCAAAGUGCCUUGCACUUAAAAAAUGACGCAGGUGCAACGUCAAGUUACAUGUUUCACAACGUGUAUGAUGAUAUUUCAGUUGAUUUACCGGUUGGUGGUUCUAUAAAAGAAGAGGACGAAUAUGUAGAUGCUGAUGAUGAUAGUGAAGAUGUUGAGUCCGAGGAGGAACGUCUUGAUAGUAUGCAGUUCGCAACUGGAGAGAACAAUGAUGAUGCAAGUUGGAUGAAUGCAUAUUGCGUGAACAACAAUUAUGUAGAGUCUGAAGAACCGUUACCCGAAGAGUUUGAAAAUGACGAGUGGGUAAAUAACUCACAAGCUGAAAUUUUUCCCUUCAAAUACGAACAUCAUAUAUUAAGCUUCACCCGAAAAAAAUUCCUCCCUCCACCAUUAAACCCUCCUAACCCUAGAACCUCCUCCACCGACCACGGCGACUCCGACCCAGCGUCCACCCUCUCCUUCUCUGACCUCGGCCUCUCCGACUGGGCCAUCUCCACCUGCUCCACCCUCGGAAUCCGCCGCCCCACCGCGGUCCAGCGGCGCUGCCUCCCCCACAUCCUCGCCGGCGAGGAUGUCCUUGCCAUCGCCCGCACCGGCUCCGGAAAGACCGCCGCCUUCGCGCUGCCGAUCCUUCAUCGCCUCGCUCAGGACCCCUACGGCGUUUUCGCCCUCGUGGUUACGCCAUCGAGGGAGCUCGCUGUUCAGUUGAUCGAGCAGUUUAGGGCUUUUGGGGCGAGCUUGAAUGUGAGGUGCUGUUUGGUGGUUGGGGGAAUGGGUAUGACGGCGCAGGCUAAGGCAUUGGGGGAGCGGCCGCACGUUGUGGUUGCGACGCCAGGGAGGAUUAGGGUUUUGAUGGAGGAGGAUCCAGACAUUGCGGCCGUGUUUUCGAAGACAAAGUUCCUUGUUUUGGAUGAGGCGGAUAGAAUUUUGGAUGUUGGUUUUGAAGAGGAAUUAAAGGUGAUAUUUAAAUGCUUGCCCAAAACGCGACAAACUCUUCUGUUUUCUGCGACCAAGACGAGUACCUUGCAGACAUUGCAUGAGCUUUCUCCAAACAGCACUUACUUCUAUGAGGAAUAUCAAGGGUUGAGCACAGUUGAGUCCCUUAAACAACAAUACAUUUUCAUACCAAAUAAUGUGAAGGAAGUCUAUCUUUAUCACAUUUUGUCAACAAUGGAGGAAGAUAGUAUCCGUUCAGCCAUAGUGUUUGUUGCUACACGCAAGAGUUGCCAUCUUCUGAGCUUGUUACUGGAACAGCUUGAUCAGAAAGUAGUUGCUUUACAUUCUGACAAUAAUCAGUCUGAAAGGCUUUCUGCACUGAGUCGAUUUAAAUCUGGCCAGGUUCCUGUUCUGCUGGCAACUGACUUAGCCAGCCGUGGUUUAGAUAUUCCAACUGUCGAUCUUGUUAUCAAUUAUGAUAUCCCAAGGGAUCCACCAGACUACCUCCAUCGGGUGGGCCGUACUGCAAGAGCUGGCAGAGGGGGCCUUUCUAUCAGCUUCAUCACACAGAAUGAUAUAGAUCUUAUUCAUGCUAUUGAAGCCGAAGUUAAAAAGAAAUUGGAUGCUUAUGAAUGUAAUGAGAAGAAGGUGCUUGAAGAUAUUACCAAGGUGUUCAAGGCGAGACGGGUUGCAAGAAUGAAAAUGAGUGAUGAUGGGUAUGAUGAAAAAGCAGAAGCUCGAAAAAAGCUCAAAAAGCGCAGGAGAGGAGAUGCUGAAGAAUCAGAACCCUAAAGAUUAAUUGCAAGAAUGAAAAUGAGUGAUGAUGGGUAUGAUGAAAAAGUAGAAGCUCGAAAAAGCUCAAAAAGCGCAGGAGAGGAGAUGCUGAAGAAUCAGAACCCUAAAGAUUAAUUGUAGUAUGGGACUAAUCAGAUGAAAGCUAUUUGAAAACAAGUCAAAAUGCAGUUGCUCUUGCUAUGCACAAAUAUCAGCAACCCGCAAAUUUGAAGUGUUACAGACCCCUUCUCAAUUGAUGGAUCCAAGUUCUGCACGAGGUCGAGAAUAAUUAAAAUAUUAUAUUUUAUUCUUUUUUGGGAAAUUAACGGGCAAACUCGUUCAUAUAUUAUUACAUGGUAACAAUAUAAUGUGUGAUUUGAGAAUGAUGUAAGCUUAUAUUUGAACCUGCAAAUGUCAGGUUUGGUAUUUUUUACAAUUUGUAUAAGAAUUAUGUCUUGCUGCUACGUGCAUGUAAAAAAACUAUUUAUCUCAUAAUUGGGGUUAUUCUCUUA